Musa acuminata subsp. malaccensis (wild Malaysian banana) is the source of this 2444-nucleotide messenger RNA. Its product is annotated as homeobox-leucine zipper protein GLABRA 2-like. Gene Ontology annotation, biological process: regulation of DNA-templated transcription. NCBI's taxonomy places the organism in Eukaryota, Viridiplantae, Streptophyta, Magnoliopsida, Zingiberales, Musaceae. The record is from RefSeq and is a predicted model, not a curated record. Gene Ontology annotation, molecular function: DNA binding; lipid binding; DNA-binding transcription factor activity, RNA polymerase II-specific.
UCCUCAUUCUAUGGUUCAACAACCUCCCUCUUCAACUUUCCCUAUUAACACCAUUCACUAUCUCACAUUCUCCUCCAACUUCAUUCCAGACUUUGAAUGCUUUAGAAUGCAUCAAAGCAGCAUGAACAACAACAAUACUCCAGUGAAAGACUUCUUUGCAUCCCCAGCUCUCUCCCUCUCUCUGGCAGGUGUGUUCAGGAAUAAUGCAGCAGCAGUUGUGGAUGUGGAAGAAGGGGAUGAGGCGAGUAAAGGAGGCUGUCAAAGGGAGCAGGCAGAGAUCAGUGGAGAGAACUCCGGGCCAGCAGGUCGGUCAGACGAAGACAGGGAGUCCAAUGAAUCACAGGAAGAGAAUAGAGAGGUUGGAAACAACAGGAAGAGAAAGAAGUACCAUAGGCACACAGCUGAACAGAUCAGAGAAAUGGAAGCGCUGUUCAAGGAAUCACCCCAUCCAGAUGAGAAGCAGAGGCAGCAAUUGAGCAACCAGCUAGGACUUUCUGCCAGGCAAGUCAAGUUCUGGUUCCAAAAUCGACGAACCCAAAUCAAGGCAGUGCAGGAGCGGCAUGAGAACUCGCUACGUAAGUCUGAGAUAGAGAAACUGCAGGAGGAAAACCGGACCAUGAGGGAGAAAAUCAAAAAAGGAUGCUGUCCUAACUGUGGUUAUACAACCUUGAGCAAUGGUACCACCAUAACCACAGAGGAGCAACAACAUCAUAUAGAAAAUACCAGGCUAAAAGCAGAGAUAAAAAAAUUACGUCGAAUGCUAGGAAGCAUCCCAGAUGGAAACACUUCACCAAGUUCAUCAUGCUCAGCAGGAGCUGAUCAAAACAAGAGCUCAUUAGAUAGCUGCAGUAGGUUCUUGGGUCCUGAGAAAUUUAGAAUUUUAGAGAUUGUCAAUGUUGCCCUGGAAGAGCUGACCAAGAUGGCUACUGCCCAGGAGCCUUUGUGGGUUCGGAGUGUUGAGACUGGAAGGGAGAUACUGAACUAUGAUGAGUAUGUUAAGGAAUUCUCACCUGAUAUGUCAAGGAAUGGAUGUGUCAGAAACAUUGAGGCUUCUAGAGAGACUGGUAUUGUCUUCUUUGACAUGCCAAGGCUUGUACAAGCAUUCAUGGAUGUGAACCAAUGGAAGGAAUUUUUCCCUUGCCUGAUCUCCAAGGCUGUCAUUGUUGAUAUCAUUUCCAAGGGUCUCGGUGAUAGCAAAGAUGGCACCAUACAACUGAUGUUUGCAGAAAUUCAGAUGCUUACUCCUUUGGUGCCGACACGAGAAAUCUACUUUGUGAGAUAUUGCAAAAAACUAUGCCCCACUAGAUGGGCAAUUUUAGAUAUAUCUAUUGACAAACUUGAAGAAAACAUAGAUGCAUCACUCAUGAAGUGCAGGAAGCGGCCCUCAGGUUGCAUAAUAGAGGACCAAGACACUGGUCAUUGCAAGGUGAUUUGGGUAGAACAUAUGGAAUGCCAAAAGACUGUAGUUCCAACACUAUAUCACCCAAUUGUUACCAGUGGUCUGGCUUUUGGGGCUCGACACUGGAUGGCAACAUUACGUCUGCAAUGUGAAAGAUCAGUUUUCUUCAUGGCAACUAAUGUUCCUACAAGAGACUGCAAUGGGGUCUCGACACUGGCCGGAAGAAAGAGCAUCCUGAAGCUUGGACAAAGAAUGACUUCGUGCUUUUGCCAGAACAUUGGUGCAUCAGGACACCACAAAUGGACCAAGGUGUCAACAAAAGGUGGUGAUGAGAUUCGAUUCACGUCAAGGAAGAAUAUCAAUGACCCCGGGGAGCCUCUGGGACUGAUCAUUUGUUCGGUUUUGUCGACAUGGUUGCCUGUUCCUGCAAUGUCUCUGUUUAAUUUCUUGAGGGAUGACUCAAGAAGAACUGAAUGGGACAUCAUGCUUACACCAAGCCCUACUCAAACAAUGGUGAAUUUAGUAAAGGGCCAAGAUCGUGGAAACUCUGUUACUAUCUAUAGCCUACAGACAACAACUUCAUCAGAGAGGACCAACAUUUGGGUUCUCCAAGAUUGUAGCACCAACUCUUACGAGUCAAUGGUGGUUUUUGCUCCUGUGGAGAUUGAUGGCACACAAUCUGUGAUGAACGGGUGUGACUCGAGUAGCUUGGCCAUAUUGCCAUCAGGAUUUUCUAUACUUCCAGACGGACUAGAGACCAGGCCUCUUGUGAUCACAUCUAGGCCACAGGAGAGGACAAUGGAAGGAGGAUCUUUGCUUACGGUAGCAUUCCAAAUUCUUGCGGAUGCGUCACCUGUGGCAAGGCCAACAACAGAAUCGGUGGAGACCAUAAACACACUUGUUUCGUGCACAUUGCAAAAUAUAAAAAAAGCCUUGCAGUGUGAAGAUGGGUAAUUUGUGUGGGAUAAGCAAAUAUGUGAAGAUUGAUGUAAAUAGGUUUCAACCAAUAGUGGGAGGAACCACAUGUGCAACUCUUUGUUGUUAA